Molecule: messenger RNA, 3003 nt
Organism: Nematocida minor
Lineage: Eukaryota; Fungi; Microsporidia
Exons: 1
Coding region: 1-3003 (1000 amino acids)
Molecular function (GO): lipid binding
Source: RefSeq, a predicted model, not a curated record
AUGAAGCGCGAAAGUUCUGAAGAGGACGAGUUUGUGAAGGAAGAAAAAAUCAGCGCAGAAAAGUAUGCAAAGAGCCUUGCGCAGUACGAGAACGCACUCGCGCUGGACAAGCCCUCGAGUUUUGUGAAGAUCCUUAAAGUGCCGGGCAUAGUAUUCUUUGCAGGGAUAGGAGGAUACGUGCUCGGAUGGAUGGAGUUCAGGCCCUGGGUCAUUGUUCCUCUCCUCUACGUGAUAGGGUUCAUAUUUCUAUCGAGAAUCAAAGAGUUCAAGAGAAGCAUGGAGGCAUUCGUGUAUUUUUCAAUAAGAAAACAAUCAGUGUCAAAAUACGAGAAGGUAGACUGGAUGAACGAGGUAAUGGAGAAGGCGUGGAGAUACGUAGAGUCAAGUGUUUCAAAAGAACUACUGCUGAGAGUGAGCGCAGUCCUCAGAAAGGUAAAGCUGCCCAUGGUGAGCGAUAUUCGGCUCGAUAGAUUUACGCUGGGUGGGCAAUCACCUGUGAUAGAGGGCAUAAGAAUACGCCAGUCCUGCAAGGAGUCUUUGGUGAUGGACGUAACAAUGCACUUUAUACCGGCUGUAUCAGAAGAAAUUCACUCGUCAUUAGAGACCCCGGGAGAUAGCAGAAUUAACUGGAACUCGAACAUCACACUGACAAUAAGAGUAGGCGCAACAGCAGCAGGGAUAGAUAUGCCCCUGACACUGAAGAAUGUGUCAUUUAGAGGAAGUGUAAGAAUCAAGCUAAACUUUACGUACGAUGCAAGCGUCAUAGAAGGCGUUGAGUUCUCGUUUUUGAAGCAGCCUGUAAUAGGCUUCAACAUUGUUCCCCUGAAGAUGAUGGAUAUUAUGGACAUACCAGGGCUUGCAACUGCGAUUAAAAAGGUGAUAGAAGUAGGAAUCGAAAAAGAGGCUCUGUACCCCAAGCGAAUUUCAGUGGCUCUGAAGCCAAAAUCAAAGUAUUACGUAGGAGCCAUUGUUGUGCACAUUCACAAGGUAGUGACAAACAUAAAGAACGAGCUGCUUAUGUCGGUGGGGCUGAAUGGAAGAAAAGGGAAGGAUGUUGUAAGGGUUGACCAAGAUAGCUCCAACUUUUUAGUCUAUCUUCCCAUUAAAAACACAGAUGAUCUUAUUUCAAUGGGCAUCCACAAGAAAGAAGACGAAGUUCCCAUUGCAACAGCCACUAUGUCCAUUGAGCAGAUAUGCAUGCUCUCCAGGACACAGGGCGUCAUACCUUUUUCCAACGGCCAGGGAUACCUAGAUGCUUCUUUUAUGUUCCAUCCGAAGAUAGAUGUAGAUAAAAUGCCAGACGAAGAGAAGCCAAAGUCUGCGAUUGUAACUGUUAAGCUGGUUCAGCUGAUAGAUAUGGUCGAUCUGCUAGGAAUGCCGUAUAAGAACCUUACAGUCAAAGCCACCGUGUAUCUGCGCCAGAAAAGAAUAAAAAAUAAAGACCCAGCUGAUAUGUCAGCCACUGAGCUUAUGCCGGAGAAGAGCGCAAGCCCAGGAUUCUCCGUAACAAACGAGUCAUCAACAGACUCUGAUGAAGAGCUGAAAAAAAAGCCAGCACAACACCAUUCAGUGCCGAACGAAAUACUUGGAGUAUUCACCACAGCAGUUGCAAGGAAUGUAACGAGCCCAGCAUUCGAUGAAAAGUUUGUGUUUUAUACGCGAGAUGCUAAGCGCACCACUAUAUGCAUCGAGGCAUACGACAAAGACAGAGCACUGGGAAGCUUCAAUGUAAAUAUUCGAAGAGGCAUCUCAAUAUCGUACGGUACUUUUGAUUUUUGGCACAUGGCGGCGGGGAGGGCAAAGCUUCUCUUCUCGGCUGAAUAUGCGUUUAUGAUCAAGGUAAAUAUGCAGAAAUACACACACAUCAGAGCUGUUAAGAUACUUAGCAUAAAAACACCAGGAGCAUUUUCAGGUUAUUUAGUGACAAAUGGAAGAGUGGUCCCUGCUACGCCCUUCUUCUCGCACUGCACCGGAGAGUUUAGCGGAUACACGCUUGUUCCCCUUCUUUCUCCGAAUGAAGUAACGAAGUAUGUGGCAUAUGUCAAUGAAGAGGUGUAUGGUGGAUGCAAUAUAAUCUCAGGCGAGUCGUACAUUGGAGAGACAAGGAUCGACAUGAGCUCGGUGGAUUAUCCGUUGUACAAAACAGAAAACACAAAAGAUCAGGAUGGCUCGUCUAAAAACAGCACAGAAGACGAGAAGAAAAGCGAAGUUCAGGAGGUAAAUGAAAAACCAGAAAAACCAGAAAAAAUAGAAGCAUCUUCGCUCCAAAGCGUAGAGCCGCACGAGAAGCCAGAGGUAAAUGAAGAAGUGUGCGAGCCAGAGAAUAAAUCGCCUUUCAUUCAGAUGAGGGUGAUAGUGUGCAGGGUGAACCAUCCGAUAUUCCUGGAGUUCUCAAAAGACGGCGUAGUAGUGGACAGAAGUGCAUCAAGCUCUGGAAAAAAGCUGCACGGUGAGUUCUACUUCUUCACAGAUGUAAGCAUUUCUGUGUUUACGGUUAAGGAAGGGUUUUUGAUAGGAAAGUUCCAUCUUUCUCACUCAAGCGGAAGACACGAGAUAAAACUAACGCACGGCCAGCUCUUUGUCAUAGAUGUGUACAACAGAUACUACACGGGACUCCCUAGACCUGUGAUCGAAAAGGGAACACUUUCGCUGAGCAUUCUGAACAUGGAAGUAGCAGACCUAGCAGAUGCCGAGAUAUACUCCAAUGUUUUUAUAGAGGUAGUUGUGGGAGAGAACUCCAAGGCCACAGCAUCGGUGGGAGACAUUGCAAAUCCCGUCUUCAAUGAAACUUUUUCUUUCCCGGUGUUUGUGCCAAUUGAUGUAGUUGAGAUAAAGGUGUAUGCAUGGACUCUUCUGAAAGAGAAAAAGUUCUUGGGCGAGAUUCUGCUCCCUGCGCUGACAAUUGCGCCAGGCGAGUCUUCUAUUUCAACCGAUGUGCCUGCCAUGUCCAUAGACAGCGGGGCGUCUAUAUACAAAAUAAAUGCAAAUAUGAUUUUGCAAUAA